Manis javanica (Malayan pangolin) is the source of this 390-nucleotide messenger RNA. NCBI's taxonomy places the organism in Eukaryota, Metazoa, Chordata, Mammalia, Pholidota, Manidae. The record is from RefSeq and is a predicted model, not a curated record.
AUGGCACUCUGGUUGACCGUGGUCAUUGCCCUCACCUGCCUUGGUGGCCUCGCCACCCCGGGCCCCGUGCCUCACUCCAGAGCCCUCAAGGAGCUCAUUGAGGAGCUAGUCAACAUCACCAGGAACCAGGCAUCCCUCUGCAACGGCAGCAUGGUGUGGGAAGUUAACAUGACAGCCGGCAAGUACUGUGCAGCCCUGGACUCCCUGACCAACGUCUCUGACUGCAGUGCCAUCGGAAAGACCCAGAGGCUAUUGAAAUUACUCUGCCCUGUCAAGGCCUCACCUGAUUCCAGUGAGCCUAUCCGAGACACCAAAGUUGAAGUGACCCAGCUGAUAAAAGACCUGCUCAAGCAUUUAAGGGAAAUCUUUCGCCAUGGAGAACUCAACUGA